Molecule: messenger RNA, 768 nt
Organism: Fonsecaea monophora
Lineage: Eukaryota; Fungi; Ascomycota; Eurotiomycetes; Chaetothyriales; Herpotrichiellaceae
Exons: 1
Coding region: 1-768 (255 amino acids)
Source: RefSeq, a predicted model, not a curated record
AUGGCCGCCCAAGUCCCAAAGCCAGCCCCAGAAUUCACAUUCACCACAGACCCGUUGGUAUCGUCCUUCACGGUCCCGUACGAGAAAUAUAUCGCCAACCAGGCCACACGCUCAGGGAUCCCAGAUUACGAAUACGUCGCCGUGGGGGCUCUUGUCUUUUGUCACUUCCCCACCCCGACCGACACCGUCGGCACAGUCGACACAAUAGUCGACACUCACACCGCCGCCGCCGACCACCACAGCAACGGAACCCAGUCCCUCCGCGUCCUCCUCGUCCAGCGCGCCGCGCACGACUCGGCCCCCCUGCGCUGGGAAGCUCCCGGCGGGGCAUGCGACCCGGAGGAUGCGAGCAUUCUGCAUGCUGUCGCGCGCGAGUUAUGGGAAGAGGCCGGGCUGGUGGCGAGACGCAUCGGGCCCCUCGUCGCGCCGGGCCACGUCUUUGUCACGCGCGGCGGGAAGAGGGUGUGUAAAUUUGAGUUUUUGGUCGACGUUGUCGGCGACCGUGUCAACGACGUCGAAGACGACGACGGGCGGCGAAAGGACCGGGGAAAGGACGGAGAUGGAAAAGGGGGUGGGAUUGCUCCUAGAAUACCACAGGUAAAGCUAGAUCCGAACGAGCAUGUCGACUACGUGUGGGCCACAGAGGAAGAGUGUCGCGAGGGCAGGACGAUAGCGGGAAAUAUAGAGCUGGCGUUUACAACACGGCAGCAAAAGGCGACUUUGCUUGAAGCGUUCAAGGUCUGGCGUGAAUUGGAUGGGAUGAAUUAA